Molecule: messenger RNA, 1382 nt
Organism: Cydia amplana
Lineage: Eukaryota; Metazoa; Arthropoda; Insecta; Lepidoptera; Tortricidae
Gene: orb2
Product: translational regulator orb2
Exons: 10
Coding region: 52-1329 (425 amino acids)
Biological process (GO): negative regulation of cytoplasmic translation
Cellular component (GO): neuron projection; synapse; cytoplasm
Molecular function (GO): mRNA regulatory element binding translation repressor activity; translation factor activity, RNA binding; ribosome binding
Source: RefSeq, a predicted model, not a curated record
AACGAUAAGAACGUCAGUUGACGCGCGGCCUGCGCGUCGAUACAACGUGCAAUGGGGGAGCUACAGUAUCCGGGGGCUCCUAGUGUGGACGACGAGAGACAGUACAGGGCGCCCUUUAGGCGCACCCCGCAGUACAGGUGGCCUUCGCAACCGCCGCAGCCCUCAGCCUUCGCGCCGUGGCGUCGGGCGCCGGCCCCGCCGCGGCCUCCGGACUACCGCCGCAGUGCCAGCUACCCAGGCAAACCUGAUGAACCCUACCAGGAACGCACAGGGCUAGACAACAUGAGGACCUUAGAGCACUAUCUGACAGACAUCAUGCGGGCAGACACGUCAGACCCCAUGAAAGGCAAGUCGCCGUUUUUCCCCGGCGUGGAGGACGCGGCGCUAGCGAGCGGCGGGGCCGCUGGCUCGCCCUCGGUGCCCUCCGACCAGGCGCAGGACGUCGUGUCGCGACUCAGCGCCGCCGGUCUUUCGAUGUGCGUGUCGGCGUUGGGGUCUCCGGCGCGCUCGUCGCCGGUGUCGGCGGGCUCCGAGCACGGCGAGCGCUUCAGCCGCAAGGUGUUCGUCGGCGGCCUGCCGCCCGACAUCGAUGAGGAUGAGAUCACCUCCUCAUUCCGGCGGUUCGGACCGCUGGUGGUGGACUGGCCGCACAAGGCCGAGAGCAAGAGCUACUUCCCACCAAAGGGCUACGCGUUUCUACUGUUCCAGGACGAGAGCUCGGUCGCAGCGCUGAUGGAGGCUUGCAUCACAGACGACGACAAGCUGUACCUCUGCGUGUCGUCGCCCACCAUCCGCGACAAGCCAGUCCAAAUCCGCCCGUGGCGGCUCGCCGACGCAGACUUCGUUCUGGAUGCCUCUAUGCCGCUGGAUCCUAGGAAGACAGUCUUUGUUGGAGGCGUGCCUCGCCCGCUUAAAGCCGCCGAACUGGCCAUGAUUAUGGACCGGCUGUACGGCGGCGUCUGCUACGCCGGCAUCGACACCGACCCUGAACUCAAAUACCCGAAGGGUGCGGGCCGCGUGGCGUUCUCCAACCAGCAGUCGUACAUCGCGGCCAUCUCUGCGCGCUUCGUGCAGCUGCAACACGGAGACAUCGACAAGCGGGUCGAGGUGAAGCCGUACGUGCUGGACGACCAGAUGUGCGACGAGUGCGCCGGCGCACGCUGCGGCUCCAAGUUCGCGCCCUUCUUCUGCGCCAACGUCACCUGCCUCCAGUACUACUGCGAGCACUGCUGGGCGACCAUCCACUCGCGGCCGGGGCGCGAGUUCCACAAGCCGCUCGUGAAGGAGGGCGCCGACCGCCCGCGCGCCGUGCCCUUCCGCUGGUGUUAGUGCCGUCUCUCUCCCGCACACACACCCGCACCGCUCCCACACCCCUCCCGCAC